Thrips palmi is the source of this 1549-nucleotide messenger RNA. Its product is annotated as protein commissureless 2 homolog. Lineage: Eukaryota; Metazoa; Arthropoda; Insecta; Thysanoptera; Thripidae. The record is from RefSeq and is a predicted model, not a curated record. Gene Ontology annotation, biological process: axon guidance. The transcript is spliced from 2 exons. Bases 710 to 1219 code for a protein of 169 amino acids.
AGUUGCAAGCGAACGCGUCCGCGGCCCGGAGCGAAGCACAGCGUCGCGCAGCCGGAGUGCCUCGUCCUCGCAGUGUCCUCGCAGAGUCCUCGCAGAGAGCUCGAGCGUCUCGCCGAGCCUCGCCCGCCUUCCCUCCGCUACAGUGACUCCAGUGCCUCCAGCGACUGCAGCAAGGACGGCGCUGCCGCAGGACGGGCCGGCACCGCCAUCGGUCAUCUACUCCAGGCACGCCGGGCCGCCAGGCCGCCAGGCACAGGGCUCAGACUCUUCCUGGAGCGCGGCGCGCCGAGCGUGAACAGAGUGAACACCGUCCAGUGAGUCAUCAGUCUUGUCGGCGAGCGAGCGCGCCAGCCGCGCCAGCACACCGGAAGGCGAGAGGCAGAGGUGAGACCGGUGUGCUGGGCGUAGUCCGCCCCGCCGUCUCGCUGGCCUCAAGGAGCCGCCUGUCAAUCACCUCGCCGGCGACGCCGUCCGCGUGUCCGCGUCCACGACGUCACGCGUCGACGCCGUGCCCCAAUCGCCGCCACUGUAAGUGCCCAGUGUCCAGUGCGGGCUGCAGGCCGAUGCCUCCGCGGCCUUGAGCGGCCUGGGCGCGGCGCGCGCACCGCCAGCACAUGGGUCUUGGAGGCGCCCCGGGCGCCGUGGACGACGAAGCGCCCCGCCAACAGGGAGCCUCCUUCGACGCGCACUGAGCUUCACCGCCGGCGCCAUGACCGCCUUCCCCGACGACGACGCCGUGGAGGCCACCACGGCGCUGCCGGACGACGACUGGGACACGGUGCCCGCGCUCAGCGGCGCCACCACCACCACCUCGGAGACCAUGGUGCUGGGCGUGCUGCUGGGCAUGUCCGUCAUGUGCGUGGCCUGCGUCGCCUCGCUCUGCAUCGCCAGCCUCGUUCGGAAGCUGCGUCUGCGCGCGCUGCGGGACAUGGAGGCCAAGGCGGUGGACGUGGAGGCGACGCUGCCCAGCUACACCCUGGUGUCCGGCCUGCCCACGUACGACGAGGCCCUGGACCAGCUGCAGCGGCGCCGCGAGCUGCGGAGGUCGUCGUCGGCGCAGCGCGCCAUCGAGGUGGCCGUGGCGGCGGCGCGCGCCGCCGGCAACCUCAUGACGGUCAAGAAGCUGCAGGCCGUCCGACAGCUGUCCGUGCACAGCCUGCUGCAGUACACCUUCCGAUCCAACUCGUUCGACAAGGGCUGGACCGGCCAGAGCGGCUAGGCCUGGGCCUGGGCCUGGAAGACAAGACUGCGGGGGGCAGCCAUUGCUCCUCCUCCAUCACCGUGACUGACAGUGUGUCGUGUUGUUGUUCCUGUCCUCGCUGUGAGUUCAUUCGAAAGGCUGCGUACUUAAUUUAUUACUCAUAGAUGUCUGUUAUUUAUAAGUAUUUAUUGUCACGUUUGUACAAAUACAGAUCAUGUAUACUGCCUCCGAAUAAAUGGCGUCCCAUUUCGAAGCCUCCACCUGCACUCCCACACUCAGAAAGGUAAUCGCCGAUUGCGGCAGUAGCGGCAAGGACUCGAAGGACGAGUCGGCUUGCUUCGAGAACGG